GACAGCAUCGACAGCUCAGAUCUGACUGCACCCGUCACUGCCGCUGUGAUCAAAUGGUGCGGUGGCCUUCUUAGGACAGCAUCGACUUUCAGGCCUGGCUGCUUGGAUCUGAAGCCUCCCAGUCCUCUACGCCAGGGAACCCAGCCUCAGACCUGGCCAACGGCGUAACCAGCACCGCAGCAGCAAUUGAAGGCAGACAAUGCGGGCCCCUAGUCUGCUGCUAUUGCUGGCCCUGUCAGUCGGCGCUGCCGGCCGGCUGAACGUGCUGCUGGUGCUGGUGGACGACCUGCGGCCGGCGCUCGGCUGCUACGGUGAUCCCCUGGCGGUGACGCCCAACCUGGACCGGCUUGCUGUCCAGAGCACCCUCUUCAGCCGCGCCUACGCCCAGCAGGCGCUGUGCGGUCCCAGCCGGACCUCCCUGCUGACCUCCCGCCGACCGGACACCACGCGCCUGUUCGACACGGGCAGUUACUGGCGCCAGGCGGCCGGCAACUUCAGCAGCCUACCGCAGCUCUUCAGGGAGCGCGGCUACUACACCGCCUCCAUGGGCAAGGUGUUCCACCCCGGCAUCGUGUCCAACUACAGCGACGACCAGCCGUACAGCUGGUCCGAGCCGCCGUACCACCCGUCGUCCCAGGCCGACAAGGACGCGCCGGUUUGUCUCGGAGAAGACGGUAAACCGCACUCCAACCUCUAUUGCCCGGUCGACGUCAGCGCUCAGCCGCAGCGGACACUGCCCGACAUUCAGACUGUGCAACGUGCCGCUAGAUGGCUGCAGGAUCGCAGCGGACGGGCAGAGCCGUGGAUGCUGGCUGUGGGACUUCACAAGCCGCACAUCCCACUGAAGAUGCCCUGGCAGUACUUAAACCUGUACCCGAUCGACUCGGUGUCGCCGCCCGCGCAGCCCACCCGCCCGGCCGGCCUGCCGCCGGUCGCCUGGAACCCCUGGAGUGACGUCAGACAUCGUGAUGACGUCAGACAGCUCAACAUAAGCUUCCCGUACGGACCAAUGCCAGGGUUCUUCGCCCGGUUCGUACGUCAGGCCUACUACGCCGCCGUGUCAUACGUGGACGAGCUAGUGGGGCAGCUGCUGGAGGCGUUGGCGACGGCCGGCCACGCCGACAACACCGUCAUCCUGCUCUGCGGGGACCACGGCUGGGCGCUCGGCGAACGGGGCGAGUGGGCCAAGUACAGCACGUCCGAGGACGCCACGCGGACGCCGCUGCUGCUGCACCUGCCGAGCCGUAGCGGCUCGCUAGCCGGAUUCCGCCGCGUCUCCGCCCUCCACCGGCUCCAGACUCGGCCGGUAGAGGGCGGCGCCGUCCACGUGUCCACGCCGGUGGAGCUGGUGGACCCGCCGCCGGCGGCCGACGUCGUGGCGGCUUGUGACGCGCCGGUGGCGGCGGCCGCCGUCGCCUUCUCGCAGUACCCCCGGCCGUCAGUGACGCCGCGCGCCGACUCGGACCAGCCCCGCCUGCGCGACGUGGCCGUGAUGGGCUUCUCGGCGCGCUCGGCGCGCUACCGCUACACCGAGUGGGUGCGCUACGACCCGGCGACGAUGCGGCCGCUGUGGCGCCACCUGGUGGCCGACGAGCUGUACGACCACGCGGUCGACCCGCUGGAGGCGGCGAACCUGGCGCAGGCGCCGACCGCUUGA
Molecule: messenger RNA, 1657 nt
Organism: Pollicipes pollicipes
Lineage: Eukaryota; Metazoa; Arthropoda; Thecostraca; Pollicipedomorpha; Pollicipedidae
Gene: Ids
Product: iduronate 2-sulfatase
Exons: 10
Coding region: 200-1657 (485 amino acids)
Cellular component (GO): cytoplasm
Molecular function (GO): iduronate-2-sulfatase activity
Source: RefSeq, a predicted model, not a curated record